GAACACAAAACGUACGGUAUAUAAGGCAUGGUUGUCAGUUCAUAAAACAGAACCUGGAACGUUAUCGACAGAAACUGGGCUGUAUAUAGUGACAUAUUUAGGGUUUUCUAGGCGUUGUCAAUCAUCACAUUUACAACAAUGGGACUGUACAUGGGAAAACUUAUCGCAAAAUUGUUCGGACAACAAGAGGUCAGGAUUCUUAUGUUAGGUUUGGACGCAGCCGGAAAGACUACAACCCUGUAUAGACUGAAGCUUGGUGAGGUUGUCACCACCAUACCAACCAUAGGGUUCAAUGUGGAGACAAUCGAACACAAGAACGUCAAGUUCACCUCUUGGGACGUGGGAGGACGUGAUAAAGCCAGACCUUUGUGGCGUCACUAUUACCAAAACACGGACGCCAUCAUCAUUGUGUUGGACAGCAACGACAGGGAACGGCUACCGGAAAUGCGUCAGGAGAUAGGAAUGUACCUAAAGGAGGAUGAACUGCGGAACUGCCUCUUUUUGAUUCUUGCUAACAAACAGGACCUGUCAAACGCUCUACCUCCUAACGUCAUCAGAGAGAAGUUGGAGUUGGACACAUUGCUGAGAGGCCGCCACUGGCACCUUCAGCCAGCCUCGGCUAAGGAGGGACACGGUCUGUACGAGGGACUAGACUGGCUGGCCGCCAAACUCGCUUCUAAAGAGGCACACAAUUACGUCACGCAGUCGGUAGUGGAGGCGAAGGACGAUGCUGUCGCGAUAACCAAGGCCAACCCCAUCAAAUCGGUAGUGAGGUACUUCAAGUCCUGGUGGGGCAACGUGGGACAGGCGACGGCUACAUGAACAAACUGAGUCAAAAUUGCCUAAGAAGAUCACUCAGGAGACCAACAACCGAUACUACAACUUCUACUAAUGUCAGUCAGCCUAUGCAGACUAUGACACUACGCGAGGACAAUGACAAUGCAGACUAUAAUACAAAAAGGUGUGCAAUAACCGAUAGACUGUACAAAAAUGUACUAAGAAACUACUGUAGAUGCAGAAACCUUCGCGGUGUUCUAGCUUAUGUUCGCAGUUUUCGCGGUGGCCGCUUUACCGCGAACUUAAAACCAUGUGUUCCUUCUCGCUACUUUUAUGUACUAUACAUUGUCACUGUAAUAUAAUGAAAUACUUUCCCAACAUACAAAUGUUUUGAGUACGAUUUCAUUCACUUCUCCAUACAAAAUACUGUAACGUUAU
Messenger RNA from Branchiostoma floridae (Florida lancelet), 1215 nucleotides. RefSeq names its product ADP-ribosylation factor 2-like. Lineage: Eukaryota; Metazoa; Chordata; Leptocardii; Amphioxiformes; Branchiostomatidae. The record is from RefSeq and is a predicted model, not a curated record. Gene Ontology annotation, biological process: vesicle-mediated transport; intracellular protein transport. Gene Ontology annotation, cellular component: cytoplasm. Gene Ontology annotation, molecular function: GTP binding; GTPase activity. The coding region runs from base 139 to 822 and encodes 227 amino acids. The transcript is spliced from 6 exons.